CACAGUCAACACAGUAUGUUGCCUCACAGCAGGGGGCAAAGGCCAGAGUCAGCUCUCUUCAUAAAGGAAGAACACAGACUGGUCUGGAACUCAGAGUGUGCCAGGAGGGUCCUACCCAGGUCUAAGUGUCUGGUGGGGUGGCAGCCAGGUGUUACCACAGGAGCCCAGUGGACAGGCGGACAUGGGGCUGCUGACAGGGGAUGUGCUGACAACUCUGGCCUUGGCCAUGGCCGUCUUCCUGCUCCUGGUGGACCUGAUGCACCGGUGCCCGCGCUGGGCUGCACGCUACCCGCCAGGCCCCAUGCCACUGCCGGGACUGGGCAACCUGCUGCAGGUGGACUUCCAGGACAUUUCUUACUGCUUCAGCAAGGUGAAGGAGGUGGUGGUGGAAAGCAGCUGGGGCCUGGGUCCUCUCAGCAGGAGACAUGGGUGCUGCAGCGCCGCUUCGGGGACGUGUACAGCCUGCAGCUUGGCUGGACACCGGUGGUCGUGCUCAACGGGCUGGUGGCCGUGCGCGAGGCGCUUGUGAAGCACAACGAGGACACCGCGGACCGCCCUCCUACGCCCAUCCUCGAGUACCUGGGCUUUGGACCUCGCUCCGAAGGGAUUUUCCAGGCGCGUUACGGCCCCGCGUGGCGCGAGCAGCGGCGCUUCUCGGUGUCCACUCUGCGCCUCUUCGGUCUGGGCAAGAAGUCUCUGGAGCAGUGGGUGACUGAGGAGGCCUCCUGCCUCUGUGCUGCCUUCGCCGACCACGCCGGACGCCCCUUUAGCCCCAGCGAAUCCCUGAACAAAGCGGUGACCAACGUGAUGGCCUCGCUCACCUAUGGGCGCCGCUUCGAGUACGACGACCCGCGCUUCCUCCGGCUGUUGACCUUGAUGAAUGAGGUUCUACUGGAGCAAUCAAGCUUCCUGAUCCAGAUGCUGAAUUUUAUUCCUGUCCUCCUGCGCAUCCCGGGGUUGGUUCACAAGGUCAUCCCUCGGCAAAGGGAAUUCAUGGCCCUGUUGGAUGAGCUGGUGACUGAGCACAGGAUGACCUGGGACCCAGCCCAGCCACCACGAGACCUGACAGAUGCCUUCCUGGCCGAGGUGGAGAAGGCCAAAGGGAACCCUGAAAGCAGCUUCAAUGAUGAGAACCUGCGCCUGGUGGUGUCUGACCUGUUCUCUGCUGGGAUGGUGACCACCUCCACCACGCUGGUCUGGGCCCUCCUGCUCAUGAUCCUGCACCCAGAUGUGCAGCGCCGAGUACAACAGGAGAUCGAUGAAGUAAUAGGGCAGGUGCGGCGACCAGAAAUGAGUGACCAGGCCCAUAUGCCCUUCACCACCGCCGUGAUUCACGAGGUGCAGCGCUUUGGGGACAUCGUCCCCCUGGGUGUGCCCCACAUGACAUCCCGAGACAUUGAAGUGCAGGGUUUCCUCAUCCCCAAGGGGACACUUCUCUUCACUAACCUGUCAUCAGUUCUGAAGGAUGAGACGGUCUGGGAGAAGCCCUUCCGCUUCCACCCGGAACACUUCCUGGAUGCCCAGGGUCGCUUCGUGAAGCCAGAGGCCUUCAUGCCUUUCUCAGCAGGCCGCCGUGCAUGCCUUGGGGAGCCGCUGGCCCGCAUGGAGCUCUUCCUCUUCUUCACCUGCCUCCUGCAGCGCUUUAGCUUCUCGGUGCCUCCCGGACACUCCCCACCCAGUGACCAUGGUGUCUCUAACUUCCUGGUUAGCCCUUUCCCUUACCAGCUUUGUGCUGUGCCCCGCUAGAGAGGGGUACCAAGUCCGUAACCUGUUCCCCAGCCAGGACCCUGAUGUGCAAUAAACCAAUGUGCUUACCCCAACCCAGGCCCCUGACCACCCCUGGCUGCCAUGGGGCCUCACAGCCUCUCUGGGGACAGCACACCCCUGCCUUAUCUGUG
Messenger RNA from Nycticebus coucang (slow loris), 1898 nucleotides. RefSeq names its product cytochrome P450 2D17-like. The record is from RefSeq and is a predicted model, not a curated record. Bases 16 to 1746 code for a protein of 576 amino acids. Gene Ontology annotation, molecular function: iron ion binding; heme binding; oxidoreductase activity, acting on paired donors, with incorporation or reduction of molecular oxygen, reduced flavin or flavoprotein as one donor, and incorporation of one atom of oxygen. Gene Ontology annotation, biological process: arachidonate metabolic process; xenobiotic metabolic process. Lineage: Eukaryota; Metazoa; Chordata; Mammalia; Primates; Lorisidae. Gene Ontology annotation, cellular component: intracellular membrane-bounded organelle; cytoplasm. The transcript has 9 exons.